AUGGCGGCUGACGGGGGGGCUGACAUCAUGCCCGACCUCUCGCACCUGACGGAGGACGAGCGGCGAAUCAUCGAGAGUGUCAUGCACAGGCACAAGAUCGAGGAGGAGAGGGAGAGCGAGCUCGUCAGGAGAACACAAGAUGAGGUCCGAGUGCUUGAAGACACGAUCCGUCUGCGCUCAGAAAUGCAGCUUAAAAAGGGCAUGGAAUUAGAGGCGACGUGCCAGAUAUGCCUCAAGACCAAAUUUGCUGAUGGAGUGGGCCACAUGUGCAACUACUGCAACAUCCGGUGCUGCGCCCGCUGCGGUGGCAAAGUCUCCCUCAGGUCAAACAAGGUCAUCUGGGUGUGCAUUCUGUGCAGGAAGAAGCAGGAGCUGCUCAUCAAGACCGGCACGUGGAUGACGUCAGGCCCCGGGCUAGGUGAGCCUGGGGGGCCUCGGAGGGAGAAACACUACCACAGGGACUAUCGGCUCCCAAAGGAUGAAAUUCGGGACUAUGGGUUAGGGAACCAUCGGGACCUGGAGUCCUUCCCAAGGGACUUGGCAGACAAGUACAGGGACAGAUAUAAUCAAUACCUAAACAGGCUAGAAAGAACUCACCAUAACCAAGUUAGUGAAGACUAUUGUGAUAAUAGGGCUACCGAUAGUAGAAAUUACACGGAAAGAAGAAAGAAAACGGUGCGCUUUAACUCGGAAGGAUGGGACACGCUGGACGAGGACAUGGAGCCCAGCGUGGACCCGCGGUGGACUAGUGCCUCUAGUGUUUAUUACGAGGAUGACCUCCCGCGACCUCCCCCGAUGGGGGGCGUCGGGAUGACCCGUGACCCGGCUGGGCCCCGGCGCGGCCUCCCCUGGUCGGGCGGCCGGGAGCCCUCCUUCCCCGCAGCCCGCAAGGAGCUGUGGGAGGUGGAGCGGCAAGAAUCACAAGACUCACAGACCAAAGAUAGCGGUAUUGACUCUGGUACAAGUAGUAACUUUAACUCCAGUGAGGACUCGAGCAAGGGAGAAGUGCCCAGAGUGUACAGACACCCAGUCUCGUGGCAGCCUAGCCAGGACGGAACGCGUAUGAUCGGGCACAUGAUUCUCAACAAGUACAUCAAGGGCGAGGUCGGGCCAACCUUCAGCGCCGCCAUUCUCGGCCUCAAGGUGGGCGGCGGCCAGAUCCUCGAGAGCGGGAAGAUCGGCGCUCUCAUUGAGAAAGUCAAGAAGGGGAGUAUAGCGGACACAGUGGGGCACCUCAGACCAGGCGACGAAGUUCUAGAGUGGAACGGACGCUCCUUGCAAGGGAAGACCUUCGAGGAAGUGUACGACAUCAUCUCCGAGUCCAGACAGGAGCCGCAGGUGGAGCUGAUCGUGUCCCGCCAGCUGUCCGACGUCGGCCGUCAGCCCACGCGCCGCUACACCGUCGGCGGCCUCGCGUCCAGAGGUGGGUGUUCGCCUGUGGGUGUCUAUGACCCGCGACGGGUGUCCGAGCCGGGGCGGGACCGCAGGCCCAGUGUCACCAUCACCUCACCUGGCUCUCCGGAGACCUAUCGGAUAAGAAGCCAUUCCCCUUCGAUCUCGGGGAAGCUACAGCUCAAGCUAUGGUUCGAGCCGGCCAACCAGCAGCUCGUGGUGACCAUCGUCAGCGCCGUGGACCUUCCUCCCAGAGCCACGGGCCACCCCAGGAACCCCUACGCCAAGAUGUUUCUUCUUCCGGACAGAAGUGAGAAGUCUAAACGGAGAACGAAGACCAUAGCCAACAGCCUGGACCCGCGCUGGAACCAGACCUUCAUCUACUGCCCGCUGCGCCGCGCCGAGCUCAAGUCCCGCUCGCUCGAGAUCACGGUCUGGGACUACGAUCGCUACGGCGCCAACGACUUUCUCGGCGAGGUGGUGGUGGACCUGAACGCGGCGCCCCUGGAUGACGAGCCUGAGUGGUACUACCUUUCAUCCCACGAAGAUGCUCUCCCGCCACACAUGCGUCGCAGCAUGUACGUGGACACGGAGUCAGCGUCGACCAACCCCUCGACGGACCACCUGUCCCCCCCUUCCACUACCUCUCGUCUUAGCGAGUCCGACAUGAGCGACCUUGACCUUGAAGACUCACUCCAUCGAGAACGACGGACCGACGGCGCCUCCAUCAGCAGCGUGGGCUCCUCCUCCAGCCCGCCGCCUGAGGACCGCCAGAUGGUCUUCAUCUCCGGCCUGGACCACCGCUCGCGGCGAGACACCACCUCCCCUCCCGGGCGUCGACGCAUCGCUACCAUCGUGGGACGCGAAGACCUCAGAUACCGCUCCAAGGACCUGGGUCUUCCCACUCACUCCCCCCGCGCCCGUAGCCAGUCCGCGGCGCCCACAGACUCGCCUUCUCUGCACGUGUCUCGCUCACGCAGCAAGUCUCCUCGACGCGCGCCCGAGCAGCCCGCUAGUCGCUCCCUCUCCCCUCCCGAGGCCAGGCCGGGCUACGGAGGGUCCGGAAGGAUGCCAUCUCGGAGUGCCACCGCGACGCCCACGGGGUCACCCAAGAAGCGGCAGUUGCCCCAGAUCCCAUCGGCGCUCCAGCUCUCCUCCAGGGACAAGGUCACGCAGGACCUCGAGGAGCGAGCGAGGCAGAUGAAGAUGAGGAUGCGGCAGAUGCAGUCCUUCAGGCCCGGAGGCUCUGGCUCCGACUCAGAACUGGGCAUGAGGACCCACGACAGGUACUACCGGGGCCGGGGCGGUCUCGUCUCGCCCGAGAGGGACCCGGAGCGCGACUGCGGGGACUCUGUCAGCGACAUAGAGAGCGUUGUUAGUGCCUUCUCCACCCAGAGCGAAAGGCCGCGUGGGACCAGGAAGUUUAGUAGGCGGCACCUAAGUAGCUUGAAGAGCCAAAGUCACGCCCAAAGCUAUGACGUCACAUUCGACGAUCCGACAAUCCUAUCUGACCUUGACCGUGACUAUGACCUCGGCCGUAAUAUCUCUUGUAGUUUACUAGACACGGUCCACCCCCUAGGCAGUCCUCUCCGCCGUGCACCUGUCCUCCGGAGGUCACUUUCCAUGGGUGUGUCUCCCGCAGUUUCUAGGAGCGCACCAUCCCUCUCGGUGCGGCCUCGUCAACAACCACGGACGCACCUCAUAAGGAGCAACACAAUGGUGAGUGCUCCUCCUCCACCUCGCACUCGCCAUUGCCUACAGAAGAGCCACAGUCUAGGAGAGAAUGAUAAACAUUGGCUCCUCCACCAUGAUCCUGACCUAUUAAUGGACCAUUGGGAUGUAAGGGACCAAGGCCACAGGGCUCGCUCAAGGUCACUUACUAGGGAUGACCUAGUGUUGCGGUCACAUCCUAAGAAGACUGUGACCUAUGAAGACGAAGUUUUAUCUAAGCACAGGGUCCAAGGACCUGCUAGGAUUUCAAGAAGCUCACUCUCAAUUGAUAAAUCAGUGCCUUAUGAAUCAGAUCUAGAGGUAAGGGAACACGUGUCGGACACGUUCAGACGGAAGCCCAGGGCACAACCUGAGCGUGAAGUCUACAGUGAUGCUCAGAAUUCUGAUAUCUCCAACGGAGAGACUAAUCGGAGUUUAUAUCGUAGACGAAGUUCAGCCCGACUUGUGGACGGGCACAGUGCAGGGACCUACUACGGGUAUGACUCCGAAUACAGCGGAGCGGAGACAGAGGUGUUCCUCUCAGAUAGGUCAUUAGACAGAUCCUGCAGCUUAGAACAUGUGGAACAGAGAAAACCAGAGAUUAGACGAGACAUAGAAAAGCGACCCAUUGAUCAACCAAGACGUAUGACAAUAGAGAGGGUUGAUGAAUUCUUUCCUACUUCAAUCCAAUCAGUAAGAGAAGGGUCAAGCCAAACUUUGCCUAGAGCAAGGCGUCAUUCUGGGAUUACACAGCCUCGAAAAACAUUUAUGAGGGCCAAUACAGAGAGUUCUCUUCUAUCAGGUCCAAGUAGGAAUAUAGAACGCGAGGUAAUGUGGAGGCCUUCUAGAGAAGACCCAGAGGCAUUAUAUCGAGUUCCUCUUCGUGAGUCAAGUGUCUCAGAACCACCAUUAGAAGCUGCAAGAAGUCUUCAUAGUAAUCCAUCUCUGGCACAUGUUUUUGAUGGAAGUGGACCACCUAGUAAAUACGAGGCUUAUGGUUCUGACGAAGUGUUUGCUCCUGUGGAGCAGAGAAGACAAGAGCCACCAAGACCAGUAGACGAGAGGGGUAGAUAUCCAAGUGAGGCACCGCAUGAGUACGAUAGAAAUUAUAGGCGUGACAGUAGAUUGGUGCCAGAAGCAGAGGGAUAUAUUGAUCAAGAUGAGAGAUACAGAGCCCCAGCCAUUGAAGAUAAGGAUAGAUAUCCAGACCGAGGUCACAGCGAUGAUGAAAGAUACAGGAAUAAAGAUAGGUAUAGAGAUUUUGGGCCUCCUGAAAAAGAAAGGUAUAGAGAACAAAUACCAAUGGAAAAAGAGAGGUACAUAGAACAGGUGCCAGCUGAUAUAGAAAGAUGUAUAGUGCAAGGAACAGUGGACCAGGAGAGGUACAGAGAUCAUGAACUUAUGGAGAAGGAUAGAUAUGUAGAACAAGUACCUAGGGGCUUAGAGAGGUAUAGAGAGCCUAUUGUGGUAGAGCAGGAAAGAUUCAGAGAUGAAGAUCCAUAUAGAGAUCAAAAUGUUGGAGACCAUGAUCGCUACCGAGAACAAGGAGCCAUAGAAAAGGAUCGAUAUAGACGAAGAAGUUCAUGUAUUGAUGACAGGCCUAGAGCUUCCAUAGACCAGGGAAGAUACAGAGAAGUGGGGGAUCUGGAACAAGAAAGAUACAGAGAAAAUAUAGGACAGGAAAGAUACCGGGAACACAUAGAACAGGAAAGAUAUCGGGAACAUCCAGAACAGGAAAGGUAUUUAGACCCAGUGGAACAUGGGCGAGGCUAUCAGCGUGGUCCCCCUCCACCACCACCACAAGAAUACAACGGCCAAGUGGAUGAUAGACGCUGCUACGAUAGUCCAAGAAGAGAUGGAAAAGAACGAUAUGAUAUUGUGUAUGAUGACCGUGAGCAUCAGUAUGGAGAACAGUAUGAACAUGAGAGUCCAAGAAUGAGGGACCCUCGCUACCAGCAAGAUCCCAGAAGCCAACGGUUCCCCCCUAGUGGUCACGACCCAAACUUCGCUUACCAUGAUCCCCAUAGACCACAUGACCGACGCGACACAGCUUCUCACCAGCACACUCCGCACCCUCACAACCCUGCUCAUGCACACGCCCACCCCACUAACACCAUCCACGCCCAACCCUCUAACACCCACCAGACUUAUGCAGACCCAUCCUCCUAUUCUGUAGCUGAGACUGAUCCUAUGUACCCUGCUGACACAGACAUUGUAGUAGAUGACGAGAACCCUGACCAAGACAGACCCUUAACCCCCCGAGUUCGCCACAGUUCCUCCGUUAGUAUUAAUGAGCACCCUGAGUACUUUGAAUUUGACGCCAAUAGUCCCCCUAGUACGGAGCCUCGCGCAGACGCUGAUGUAGACCCUUCUUCUAACCCUGCUAGUGAGUUUAGCCAACGGGAGACCGCAUACGGAUCCAUGGGCGUGAACUACGGCGGAACAAGUAAGCGGGGUCAGCUGGGCAGGAGCCGGUCCACCAGCGAGGUCCCCGAGACAGAAAAAACUGAGAAGGAAAGCGUAGGAGAAGGAGACGAAAAAGGAGAAAAAGGAGGCGAAGGGUCAGAAGAGGGCGUGGUAGUGGAAGAGGCGGUGGAGGGAAAUGUGGAGGGAGAUGUAGAGGGUGGUGAAGUGGAGGAGGGUUGUGAGGAAGCCGAGGUAAUGGUGGAGGAGGAGUGUGUGGAGAGGGAAUGCAGCGUGGAGGGUUCGAGCCCCCCUCCCGAACAUGCCUGCGGCUCUUCCAACCACGACUCCCUCGACGUGGAGAAGCUGGGUAAGCUUACAUUGCCGCAACCCAGAGGCAGCCACCCUCGCUUGUGUUGCCCCACCCACCAGCCUCCCACCAUGUAUUGUAGUACUAUUGCUCCUUCUCCUGCUCCUGCAGCUGCUGCCGAUGCCUAUAUAACGAGGUCAAGACAUGGUCGUAUGGUAUCUUUAGAAGUUAGAAAUUCUGGGGGUGUUGUUCAGAAUGGACAUUUUCCACUCACAGUUCUCACUGCAGAUAUACAACAUACAUUUAUAUCUCCACCACGAUACCAUCCGUCCAGCAGGCUUUACACAGUUAAGGUUUCUUGGCCGACGGCAUAUCGCCUAAGUGUCCUCAGCGGCGUCCCUGUCGAGGAGCGAGGCUUGCAAGUGCCAGUGCCGGCAGGGCAGCGAGGACAAGGUCAUUGCAGAGUGAGUGUGUGCAACAUGCCAGCGGCCAACGCACCGCAGGAGGCGUUGCGCUGGAGGUGCUGCAAGAGGGAGAGUGAACUGGACUUGCCCCUUGUAUGUUGUGUUACAAAGAGGAUCGUGGACGGACCUGCAUCUCCACCUACACGGGCGGUCGAGCUUGACUGCCUAGGCUUUCCUCAUACUUGUCUUUGUGGACCCGAGGCGCAUGGUCCUCAGUCAGUCAAAGAUCUGCUGACGUCACGCACAAGACACUAUGGCAGCCUGAGCGACUCUGCGGCUGGCCUACUCACCGUGGAGGGCAAGGAGCGCAGGAGAGCGACUAAUGGGAAACAAAGUCAAAACUUGGGCCUAUCCAAGAAAUCAUCCUCGACUUCCAAGCUAUCAGACACGGGUCGAAAGCGGAAAUUGGGCUUUCGGAAAAAGUCAAAGAGCACAAUUACCGUACAUCGAAGUGAGGAGAUUCUUCCCACGGGGUCGCGGCACCUGAUGAGGCAGAGCUCCAGCCAGAGUAGCGAGGAGGCGGAGGGGGAAGACAGGUGUGGGGAAGGGGCUUUGUGGUCCCUCAUGGGGGGCUCCAGUCGCGUACCAUCUAUGCGCCUGGGAACAGAUGGUCAGCUGAGCGAGUUCAUCGAAGGCCUUGGUCCGGGCCAGCUGGUAGGGCGCCAGGUGUUGGCCGCUCCUGCUCUUGGAGACAUCCAGCUGUCUAUGUGUGACCGUAAGAACAAGCUUGAGGUGGAGGUCAUCAGGGCGAGGGGCCUCCAGUGCAAAACAGGGGCCCGAAUCUUACCUGCGCCCUACGUGAAGGUAUACUUGGUGGACGGGAAGAAGUGCGUGGCCAAAGCCAAGACGGCGACGGCGAGGAGGACUCUCGACCCACUGUACCAACAGCAGCUCAUCUUCCACGAGAGGUACCAAGGCUGUGUUCUGCAGGUGACGGUGUGGGGCGACUACGGGCGCAUGGAGGGCCGUAAGGUGUUCAUGGGCCUGGCGCAGAUCAUGCUGGACGACCUGGACCUCUCCAACAUCGUCAUCGGAUGGUACAAGCUCUUCGGCACCUCCUCGCUGGUGUCGCUGCCGGCGCUCACCCGUCGCGGCUCCAUGGCCAGCCUGGACAGCUUCGGGUAGUGGUAGAGCGAUGGCCCUCGAGGCCUGGGUCACGCUGCGCCAGCCCUUCCCAUGGGAUCAAGCACUUCCGUGCCUGCCACACAGUCACAACAUAAGACCUCCAUGUACUAGUGCAGAACAUUCAACGAUAUUUGCAACCUGCAAUAUUGCUAUCAAGCAGAAUGUGAAGCUUUUCAUUGGGUGCUCUCUUUUGUCUCGGUUUCAAGACUUGAUCUGACACUAACUGCUUGUGUUGCAAAUUUGCAGUAUUGCAUUAAGAUAAGAGGCUCAAAGACAUCAUCGACUUGCCUAAGUGGAGACGAUGGUAGUCGUCAUGACGCGGUACUCGGGGCAUUAAGUGCCCCAUAAGUUCCCCUGCUGGGGCAUCGUGGGGCUCGUUUCUCCACAUCAGUCCCCAGCGGCCACACGGGUAGUAGGCCAUGCUGGGGCCACGCUGGGGCCACACUGGGGCUACAAAUAUGCCCCCACUCCAGCAUCAGGCUGCACACAUAACACCUCCCUCGUGCACCUCACACUUCCGGACUUCCCGUUAAUGUGGACUCUCGUCACUUGUUUGCCUUGAGAGCAGUUUUUUACAUGCCACAAUAUCAGUACGUAUAACACCUUCUCGGCCUGCUCUGUCUCGCUUUAGUAGACAGGCUGGCCAGCGUCACAAUGCUUGUGAUUUUGACUAAGUGCUUUAAAUAAUAUUACAGAAUAGUUUUAAUCAUGUGUGGAAGUUUGCUCCAUAGAGUACCCUACCCUUUCUAGUUUCCAAUACUAAGAUGACCUAUCGUAGUCCAACACUAUGGCUCGUGUCUUCUCCACCCACCCCCUUCUCCCUUCAUUUCCAUACUCCUUCCUUCCUCAUAACACCACUCUCCUCUUUCUCCCAGACAUGUCUUACAUGUCCUUCAUGACAUCCCUUUUCCCUCUUUCCCCUCACACACCUUGACAUGUCAUACUCUGCCUGGUUAAGUAAAUAUAAAGUUCUCCAUGAAUAAUUUACCUGGAUAAUUUCAGACCUUACCUGAGCAGUACAUAUUACCUGUCACCAUGUAUAAUUACCCUAAGAUUCUAUAUAGUCUUCCUCGGGACUUUUAUCUCCCCUUGGUACUACUGGCCCGGUGUUCCUCACCUUCACAGUGUAAUACUGGCCUUCCUCUGGCAUUUUUUAGGUUGACUUGGCAAUCCUGACCUUCACCGAGCAGUUCUGACCAUAGCCCGGUAUCCCUGGACCUUUAUUCAGCACUCUUCACUUUAGCCUAGUUCUCCUGAACAUAACCCGGCAUGUGUUGACCUUAAUCUAGCAAUUGUAACUAUAACUGAUGCUCCUUAACUUUACCCUAUUAUCUUGACCUUAUCUCAGUAUUCCUUGACCUUAACCCUAAAUACUGCUAACCUUACCUAGCAUCUCUGUCUCUAACUACAACAGUCACCUUUUUGAGAUACUCCAUGGAACGUUAUAUCUGCCCACAGGAAGGGUUGAAGUUCAUGCUGACCACUCCCACCUUCGUCACUUCUGAUUUCGUUGCCUCCUUCCAUAUCUUUACUGAUUAUCCCUUCCUUCAGUCUUUCCGUUUUCACUUGAUUCCCCCAGGUUCCCUGUUCCUUACGUAACACUGCUCUGUCACCUCGUGUUAUGAUUUCUAUUGUACUCGUCUGGCUUCCUCCUUGUUCUUGAGCUUUUUUGCUGUUAUCUUCAUCCUUGAUUCUCCUCUCUUCUGAUCAACUGUGCCCUCUUCCUUCCCUUCCAUCCCUCUAGAAGUAGGCCUAAUCUUUGAUGGACAGUUGGACUUGGAAUCAUGCCCAGGCUGUCUACAACCUAUUGUAUAACACAGAAUAUACUUAACGAAUUCCUAGAAUUAUACUCGAGAAAAGAAUACCCCUCCCCAGUGCGUCAUGUGGUCGGACUUUGUAUGAUGAUACAUGGGAAUAUGAUCUGGUCCCCCCCCCCCCCUAAAUAUUUUCAUGUUGAAUGCUUUGCUGAGGAUUAUUUCGUAAGUGAGCAUAAGAUACGAAGCAGUUCCCAUUGGCAAUGCCUUUGUCCACGGAUGUGUUCCCCUCCGUAGGGGUGGAUUAGAUGACGCCCGCCUCUACCAUAUCGAAAUAUAUGAAGGGUUGACUAUAUGUUAAGAGUUUUUACUUAUCGUUAUUGAUUGAAAUUUCUAUGUGAAUGUUAAGGAAUGCAGCAAAUGUAUAGUUUUUAUUAUAAGUGUUUGCAGACUGAGAGGUUUUCGAGAGGAACGUGAGUGAGGGAUUUAUCCCCUCCCCUCCCCUGGAAUGCUUAACACUCCAUCCUCCUUUACCAA
Molecule: messenger RNA, 9695 nt
Organism: Penaeus indicus
Lineage: Eukaryota; Metazoa; Arthropoda; Malacostraca; Decapoda; Penaeidae
Exons: 26
Coding region: 1-7404 (2467 amino acids)
Biological process (GO): regulation of synaptic plasticity; positive regulation of synaptic transmission; calcium ion-regulated exocytosis of neurotransmitter
Cellular component (GO): cytoskeleton of presynaptic active zone; presynaptic membrane
Molecular function (GO): transmembrane transporter binding; small GTPase binding
Source: RefSeq, a predicted model, not a curated record